Messenger RNA from Pygoscelis adeliae (Adelie penguin), 1978 nucleotides. Its product is annotated as acyl-coenzyme A amino acid N-acyltransferase 2-like. Gene Ontology annotation, molecular function: fatty acyl-CoA hydrolase activity. The transcript has 3 exons. The record is from RefSeq and is a predicted model, not a curated record. Gene Ontology annotation, biological process: acyl-CoA metabolic process; fatty acid metabolic process. The coding region runs from base 1 to 942 and encodes 313 amino acids. Lineage: Eukaryota; Metazoa; Chordata; Aves; Sphenisciformes; Spheniscidae.
AUGAAGGUGGAGGUGUUGGUCCACCAGGGCCACAGCUUGUCCGGCGCCAUCCCCGGGCCGGUGGUGGCCAAGGCCGAGGUGGAGAGGUGGUUCACGGCCCCUGGCGUGCGGAGGAUCCGGCUGAAGGAGGGAGGCGUAAGGGGCUCCCUCUUCCUGCCGCCGGGGGAUGGCCCCUUUCCAGGAGUGAUUGACAUGUAUGGUGACGAAGGAGGCUUGAUUGAAUUUAGAUCCAGUCUCCUGGCUACCCGUGGUUUUGCUGCUCUUUCUCUUCCAUAUUUUGACUUUGAAGAUCUGCCUAAGGUCAUGAAAGAAUUCAAACUUGAGUACUUUGAGGAGGCAGCUAGAUUCCUACGGCGUCACCCAAAGGUGAAAGGACCAGGAGUUGGAGUGAUUGGGACUGGGAAAGGGGCAGAAUUAGCACUCUCCAUGAUCACCUUCCUGCCAGAAGUAGUGGCUGCGGGCUGUAUCUCCGGCUGUAGUUCAAACACAGUUGCCGACCUCCAUUAUGGUGAGAUGACUCUGCCUGGGCUGCGUUUUGAUAUUAAUAAGGUCAGUGUUUCUGACGCUGGUGUAUUUGACACUUUUGAAGCUCUGGAUGACCCAAGGAAUCCUGCUAAUUCUCCUUGCACGAUCCCCAUUGAAAAAGCAGAAGGUCACUUUCUCUUAGUGGUAGGGGAAGGUGAUCGUAUGUGGAAGAGCUCCUUAUAUGCAGAGCUGGUAAUCGGGCGUCUACGCCAGCACGGGAAAGAAAACUUCAAACUCUUGAGUUAUCCAGGAGCAGGUCACCGAAUUGAUCCUCCUUCUACUCCAUUUUGUCAGGUAGCUAUGGAUCGUGUUCUGGGGGUGCCUGUUCUUGGGGGUGGAGAGAGCAAAGCACAUGCCCAUGCACAGGAACACUCCUGGGGAAAGAUUCAGGAGUUUCUGCACUUGCAUUUGGGAUGAACACUUAAGCACCUGCAAGCUGUUGCAGAACAGCAGAGGACUGAGCUUGAGCCACCAAAAUGACUGGUGAAUUGGAGGGACUGACUGAGAAAAGCUUUGAAAUAUGAAAUAACCAAAUGACUACUUAGCUACAACUAUAAAUCCAAAAAGAAAGGGAUUUAGUUGGACUAGCCUAAGUUAUUUUAACUAGGUACACAGAGGAGAAGUGAAACAAUGAUAAGUAGGCUGCAUUGUAGUACAAAUUUGACAGCCUGAAUUGGUCAUGAUAUCGAGAAACAAGUAUCUGAAGAGAGUAGUAGGUACUUUCUUGCUUGUAGUAUUUAUGGCUCGGAGAAUUUAACAGCUAGCCUGCACCCUCAGCAAUGACAGACAGGACCGCACCUGGGGAAUGAUGGCAACCCAUGGAUGAUAAACUUUGACAUCAAAAUGAUGAUUCUGGCUUUGGGUCUUAAGUUACCUUAGCCCAGAACUCUCAGAUUUACAGCCAUACACACCUUAAGAAAUGUUUUCUAUUUACAUGAAGCUGGGGAUAUCUAUUUGUAAUGAGGUUCAUAUACCUUGACCUUAGGUAGUGGUCUCCUGGUGACACAGUCUGUUUCUUUCCAACAAAAAAUACCUGUAGAGUGGGAAAAUGAAGAGUACUUUUCCUGUCAUCCCAGGAGAAUGGCAGCACUAGCACUGUCUUGCAUUAGGGAUGUAACCAUCUGUUCCUAUAAUGUCUUGGGUUGGCAUUUGACACUCAGGGUAUUAAAAUUCUGUUGGAUAGGUUAAAGCAUGGUUAAAUGCAGUUAUGCUAUGUGCAAGUCUUGCUUCUCUCUUUGUUGCUUGUUUAAAACUUAAUAACACCUGCCACUAAGUUAGGGAUUAAUUACUUGUGGAACUCUUUAGUAAUGAUGUUGACAAAUGCUGACAGCUGUUCUUAGGGAGGGAGAGAGAGAAGGUUUUCUGUCUCUCAACAGAAGAGACAGUAGAAGAUUAAGACUGACUGUAAAAGGCUGUCACCUUAUGGCAGUGAUUAACUUAGAAUCAUAAUACU